AUGCCCACAACCUAUCAAUGCGAGGCAUGGCUGGGGGAAGCUGAAGACAUGGAUGAUUCUUUGGCAGAAGCAGUGUUAUUUAUUCACAUAUAUUCGCACAUUAUACCUUUUGAUUCCACGGAGGAAGGUACCAGCAGUGCCGGCGUUACAAUUACAAUCUCGAAGGAGUUUCAAGCGAAAAGGGAAUAUCUAAUACAUGACGCCACUUCUUGGUCUACCAUAAUGAAUAUGCUUUCAGAGAUGAACAUGCCUUUAUAUGUUCAACCCAUAAUGAUAAUGAAAAUAGCAGAAUGUGCACAAGAAAGUCGAAACUUGGAACAAAAGGUUAUUCCCAUGUUUGUGCAUCUAAAGACUAUCCAGUCAACUAAUAGUAGUACAGGUUCUGAUGAGGCUGAUGCUUUCAUGGAGUCUUUCAACUCGCAGAGGUUGAGGUUCGUGGGCGCUAGUCGGUCAGCUAUUGAAGCAUUAGAGAAGGUAAAAGUUAAUAAAGAUUCUUGGAAGCAAUGUGCGAUAUGCUUGGAAGACAUUUCGAUUGGUAUGGAAGCUACCCGCAUGCCAUGUUCGCACAUCUAUCAUGGAGGUUGCAUAAAAAAUUGGUUAGAGAAUAGUAAUCUUUGCCCAUUAUGUAGAUUUCAGGUGGCCAGUUGAGUUAAUUAGUAGUUCAGUACGAUUUUGGCUUUGGAUAGAAUGUAAUGACUAAUGUAUUUAGUUUCAUUCCUUUACUUUCAAGCACCAAUUGUUCUUAACUAAAGUCAAUCAGGUGUAUCAUAUACCUGAUUUUGUAUAGUUUGGAGCUUUUCAUUAUUAGUUCAUGCCUUUCUUGAUCAGAAUGUACUACUUUUACUUCAGUUGGCAUGAUAAAGACUCCCUUACAGGUUCAACUACUUUGUAUGGGUACAUUUAUUCAUGUAAAGUGAUAUCAAAAUUAAUUCAUCAAAAUACAUACUAGUAUCACCUAAAAUUUGAUUUAAAGCCGUUUUAUAAUGAUUAAAUUAGUCUGUUAGAAGAAUAAAAAAAGAAAAUUGACCCAAUAGGAAUAAAUUUAGUU
This is a messenger RNA of Hevea brasiliensis (rubber tree), 1048 nucleotides long. RefSeq names its product putative RING-H2 finger protein ATL35. Gene Ontology annotation, molecular function: ubiquitin protein ligase activity. Gene Ontology annotation, cellular component: cytoplasm. The record is from RefSeq and is a predicted model, not a curated record. NCBI's taxonomy places the organism in Eukaryota, Viridiplantae, Streptophyta, Magnoliopsida, Malpighiales, Euphorbiaceae. The transcript has a single exon. Bases 1 to 648 code for a protein of 215 amino acids. Gene Ontology annotation, biological process: protein ubiquitination.